Parus major (Great Tit) is the source of this 2118-nucleotide messenger RNA. RefSeq names its product secretin receptor (gene SCTR). The transcript has 13 exons. The coding region runs from base 301 to 1686 and encodes 461 amino acids. Gene Ontology annotation, cellular component: plasma membrane. Gene Ontology annotation, biological process: cell surface receptor signaling pathway; brain development; adenylate cyclase-modulating G protein-coupled receptor signaling pathway. The record is from RefSeq and is a predicted model, not a curated record. Gene Ontology annotation, molecular function: peptide hormone binding; secretin receptor activity; G protein-coupled peptide receptor activity. Lineage: Eukaryota; Metazoa; Chordata; Aves; Passeriformes; Paridae.
CAUCGAUAACAGUGAAUAAUAGCCAGGAAGGAAGGCAGACAACAGUAAGAACAUGCUCGAGAGGUGCUGUAAUUCUUGGGACAGGGCGCCUCUGCAAAGGAGGAGGAGAGUUUGCAGGGUGGAUGGGAGGAGGGGGUCCUGUCGCUGUUGAUGCUUUCUAGAGCUCAGCAGCUGGAGAGAAACAUUGGCUAAGGAUGGUCAAAGCUGGGAAGGGAAAAACUCAGGGAGGGAAAAGGAUGAAGUGAAAAGAACUAGGAGCCACGCUGGAGAGCAUACAAAGAGCUUGCUGACCUCUGAUGCAUGAGAGAUGAAGAAAACAGAGAGUGUUUGACUAUGUGGACCAUGUGGGUGAUCUUCUUCUGGAUUUCAGCUGUCCCGAUGGAAGCUAUUCCACCUGUCUGUGACCUUCUGGGCGUCCUGAAAAGGGAGGAGGAAAAGUGUGUGGAGACUCUUUCCCUGGAGGCAAGGAACAGAACGACUGAAAAUGAUCUGCUCCUGAGCUCAGGCAGAUGUGCUGGAAUGUGGGAUAACAUGAGCUGCUGGCCUUCAUCCACUGUGGGACAGACUGUCAAUGCUCACUGCCCCGAAUUCUUCCAGAUGCUGACUGGGAAAAAAGGUUUUGUGUACCGAAACUGCACAAGCGAGGGCUGGUCAGACCCCUACCCAAGACCUGAUAUUGCUUGUGGCUACAAUGUCAACGACACAACCAACGAGGCCAGACGUUCCUAUUUCAUGACCCUGAAGAUCAUGUACACCAUCGGCUACUGCACCUCCCUUGUGACGCUGAUGAUAGCCUUAGUGGUCCUGGCCUCCUUCAGAAGACUUCACUGCACAAGGAACUACAUCCACAUGCAUCUCUUCACAUCCUUCAUUUUGCGAGCCUCAUCCAACUUCAUCAAGGAUGCUGUCUUGUUUUCCUCUGAAGACACAAAUUACUGUGGGGCAUACACGGCUGGCUGUAAGCUCACCAUGGUCUUCUUUCAGUAUUGCAUCAUGUCUAACUACAGCUGGCUCCUGGUGGAAGGGCUGUACCUCCACACUCUCCUGGUGAUUUCUUUCUUCUCGGAAAGGAAGUUCCUCUGGUGGUUCAUCGCCCUGGGAUGGGGUGCCCCAACAGUGUUUGUGGCUGCAUGGGCGACUGCUAGGCAACUCCAUGAAAAUAUUGGGUGUUGGGACAUUAACACUGAUGCCAAUACCUGGUGGAUCAUUAGAGGCCCCAUAGUUUUGUCUAUUUUUAUUAAUUUCAUUCUGUUUGUCAACAUUUUAAGAAUCCUGAUGAGGAAGCUCAGCUCCCCCAAAAAACGGAGCAGUGAUUUCAACCAAUACAAGAGACUUGCAAAGUCAACACUCCUCCUCAUCCCUCUCUUUGGGGUCCACUAUAUCAUCUUUGCUUUUUUCCCUGAGGAUGCCAGCAGCGGCACAAUGGAAAUUCAGCUGUUUUUUGAAUUGGCUCUUGGAUCAUUCCAGGGCUUUGUUGUGGCUGUACUUUAUUGUUUUCUUAAUGGUGAGGUUCAGCUGGAAGUUCAGAGAAAAUGGAGGCAGUGGCAUUUAAGCAAACACUGGCGUCAGCACCUCAGCACCUCAGCGAGUAACGGAGGAAGUGGCUUCACUCAAGAGAUGCACAUGGUGAGGUCCAGCCCAGCAGAGCACAGGAGAGGAACCCUCCAAAGGUCAAGUGUGCUUUAACCCUGUGCACCUGAAGGUACCUCCAUGCUCAGAUACACAUGGACUGAGCUGGGAGUCUUGUGUCCAUAUCCAGAGCGGGACUUGGCUGUAGAUCAACGUUUCUUGGAGCACAUCUGUGUAUAUCCUGUGCAGCACCGUGGUUAUUUUGCAAAGCAAAAUGGGCCAAAAUAUUAUGCUCUUCCUUGAGUUUCUGGCCACAGUAAUUUGUGUUUCUUUCCACACCUGCUGUUAGUUCUACCUUAAAUGUGACCUUCCAUUUUCCAUGUGGCUCUCCAACAUGUUCCAGGCUAAGUCAGGCUGGUGAUUUUUUGAUGUUCACCCUUUCUUCUGCUGCAGAAGCUGGGAGGAUAUUGAAUUUUAUAUGAUGAAGGUUAUGUGCCAUCCUCCAUGGGUUUGAAAUGCAAAAUAAAGUAAUGCCUAGCAUUUCUCUAA